AUGGAGCAAGUGAAGAGGAAUCAGAAGUCAAACUCCCACAACGCACAACCAGUUCGAAUAAUCAAUGCAAUUCAUGGUCGGCCUGAACCUACUAAGGAGUCAAAUGAACUGCUUCGAACACGUCUUCGCCAGGCACAAAUGAAGAGGAGGAUAGGCAGUGUAAACACUUUGCACCAACAGAGCGCAUCAACACAGAUAAAGUUUGACAGGACAGAUCUGUUGCCUGUUCAGAUCCCUCAUGAGGACCCGUUAGUCGUCAGUUUGACAGUGGCCGAAUGUUUGGUACGCAGAGUUCUGAUUGAUCCUGGAAGUAGUGUAAACGUCAUGCCGAGGGACACAUUUAAUCGGCUCGAGAUCAAGCCAGACCGGCUCAAGUCCACUGGGAAUCCUUUACUAGGAUUUGAUGGAAAACGAGUGGAGCCCAUCGGUACGGUGGAGGUAGCAGUGCAUGCUACAGAGAGGGUUCUAAUGGAGACUGUUGUCGUUGUCGAGAUUCAUCCCUCUUACAACCUUCUGAUGGGCAGAGGGUGGAUCCACAGAGUUUAA
This is a messenger RNA of Cornus florida, 546 nucleotides long. RefSeq lists its product as uncharacterized. The transcript has a single exon. NCBI's taxonomy places the organism in Eukaryota, Viridiplantae, Streptophyta, Magnoliopsida, Cornales, Cornaceae. The coding region runs from base 1 to 546 and encodes 181 amino acids. The record is from RefSeq and is a predicted model, not a curated record.